AUGUCCAAGUCGUCGCCGCCCGUCGCCGGGAUACGGUUCGGGUGCCUGUGCGCCGCCGCCGUCGUCGCGCUGAUAGGCCGACCGUCGGCCGCCACCGCGUCCGACGCCUCGCCGCUGGACGCCGUCAGGGUGGCGUCCCGGUGUGCCGGCGCCCCGGGCACUGUCGACUGUCUGCUCCGGGCCGCCGCAGCCGGCGUCGACGCGCUGGCCCGGUCCGACGAACCCGUGCACCUGGUGCCCGGUUGCGUGACGCUCAUCAAGAACAACGAACCGGCCGCGGCUACCGACCGCGAAAUCACGCCGCCCGCCUCGAGCGCGGGUGACGCGCUGGUCGACUCGAUCGCCGCGUUCGCCGAAUCCCGGGCCAUUAACGUCCGGGCGCCCGCCUCCGUUCUCGACUCGCUCAGACACGCGCUGGCCGAAGGUAACGACGACCACUCUUUGAACAACACAAUGUGUUCCGUCGUUUUUCGUUCCUUUUUCUUUUUUUAAGCGUAUUGGUUAUUUUACCGAGAUGCGUUUUCUCUCAACCAGAAGCCGUGCCGUACACAAUUAAACGCUCUCUUGCAUAAAUAUCGGAUCUCCUAGAAUGUGAAAAACGUAAUUUUUCGAAACUUCUUAUACUUUUCUCUGUAACGUUGAGAAAUACCUCAGAAACCGGAAACAUUUACGUUGAGACGCUGUGAAAAUUAUUAUUAUUAUUAUUAUUUUUUUUUUUUCGUAAGAAAUACUCGCGAUUGAAAUGUUUAAACAAUUUUCACGUUAGUAUUUACUACUAUGUAAUUUUCAAAAUCGUUUGGCUGUUAAUGGUUAGACAUUUGAAUGUUUCGAUACGUUUUGAAUUUGUUUCUUUCCAUGGUAAUGGAUACUUUCGGCUAGGGGAAAAAAACCUUUAUUAUGGUAAUUAAUUGUUUCUAACGUUCGCAAUUACAUAUUUUGUAGACAAGUUUUCUGAUUCGAAUUCCGUCUAUUAUUAUACGCUCGAAAAACCAACGGUACUAAUAAGUUUAUAACGUCGUCGUCGGUUAAAGGUAAAUAAAUAAAAAAAAAAAACUAUCCUGUAAAACCGAUUUCUGUGGUUUCCGUGACAUUAAUUAAACGUGAAAAAAAUGAUACAUAUCGGUAUACAAUACACUCGUGGGUUUUUAUUCGCCCGUUCCUUCGCAAACGAUAUCCGCCGUGUGUGACGGGCGCGAGUAUGCCAUAAAACAAUCUCGUUAUUGAAAUAAAAUCAAAACCGCCGAUAAUGUUCGUACAAUAUGAGAACACGCUAUUUCUUAGGCCAGGGCAGUAAGGAAAACGAUAAGUCGAAAGGGGGAAUAAAAUUACAGUUGUUUUUUAUUUGAAAACGUAACUCAUUUCGCAAAAGUGGACUAAGUUUAUGUUUUUCAUUUUUAAUACUCGUAAUGAUUUCGGAAAAAACCUCUAAUUAAGUACGUAUACCGCGCAUAGUAAUUUUUUUGAGGUAUUCAAACGUAUCCAUAUUACUUUUUUUCAAAGAGGAACGCAUGGGGACGGAUUGUUAUUCAAGCUUAUUUAUUUUUAGAGAGUUGUUAAACUUAAACGACCACUGACCUAUUACAGCGGAUAUUAUCAUUGAACAACACGCUAUUAUCUCGGUUUUUCUACGUUCGUGGAAUGCUCUUUGUCAAUUUCUGAAUUCUGAAAUGUAUUAUGACGCUGGUUAAUUUUUUUUUAUUAGGUAGUAUUGAGUAGUACUGACUUUACUCUUAAGUAGUUAGUUUUUUAAAAGAUCUAUUACUUUUUACUUCUUUCCGGGGAGGGGGGGGGAGAAACCAAAUUGUAGGACUCAAAAUAUGCGGGUGGCCGGAGUUAAAAGUUGAAAUCAAGUCCUGAAACUGCAGGUCUGGUGGGCAAAUGGAAAAAUGUUUUUUUCUCAAAUGGAACCCGCUCGUUUGUUUUCAAAAGUCGUUUGGCCGCCAUUAACCUCGUCCACUGGACCGCGGGCACCCCAGUCCGCCACCGCAAGGAAAACCCCCGAAUUGAACGUCUUUGACGCGAUUCGAUGUAACACGCUGCUUGUGAUUUUGAUUUCUAAGUUGUGUUAAUCGGUUUUCGAAAAAUAAAUAUUAAAAAAAAAUUUCAGUGCAUUGAAUUCACAGCCCUACAGUUACACAUUAUUAUUUUAAUAUUUCAACUACCAUUCAUGUUUUCAGCACGUGGGAAAAAGGACAAGAUGUCGGGACCGCUGCUGAUGGGCGCCAUGAUGGUGGCCGGCACGCUGUUGCCCAUCAAGCUGGGCGCGUUGGCGAUAAUGAGCGGCAAGGCGCUGAUGACCAGCAUGCUGGCGCUCAUGUUGGCCGCCAUACUGGCGCUGAAGAAACUGGCGUCGGGCGGCGGCGGCGGUGGCGGCGGCAGUCACAGCGGCACCACGUACGAGGUGAUCAACGUGCCGUCCGCGGGCGGCCACGGACCGCACGGACGUUCUUCGUCACUGGCCCACAGCCUGGCCUACGGUCUGCCGGUCGUCCCUACCGAGGCGAUCGCGGGACGACAAACCUGA
Molecule: messenger RNA, 2524 nt
Organism: Cinara cedri
Lineage: Eukaryota; Metazoa; Arthropoda; Insecta; Hemiptera; Aphididae
Source: the annotation of a GenBank genome assembly